Closterium sp. NIES-67 is the source of this 1887-nucleotide messenger RNA. The record is from the annotation of a GenBank genome assembly. Lineage: Eukaryota; Viridiplantae; Streptophyta; Zygnematophyceae; Desmidiales; Closteriaceae.
AAGGUCGCGAGUUUUCUGGGCGUCAUAACGAAGUGCUGCAGAAAUUUCCAAGGAGCCAUUGAAUCAUCUGCUUAUAGCCUUCUCUAACCAACAAGUGGUAUCAGAGCCCAUUAUCAAGCAUUUGGGACCUAAAAUACGAUGGGAGAUAAGGAGGACUCUGGUGGAGGUGAUACUUCAGUCCAAGGAGGCAGCUCAACCCAAGAUUCUGGCAUUGCAGCGCAAAGGGGAGGCGUACAAGCCAGGGGUCACUGCUUAAGGAGGUGCUGAAGAACUUCACCAUUGAGAAGUUCUUUGGAGAUGGCUAUGAUGAUUGGGCAUGGGAAGAUGCAGCUCUACUUUCGACAAAUUGGCCUCUUGAAGCUCAUGAUUGGAACGGAGCCCAGGCCAAAGGAAAUGGCAGAGCGAGCGGACUGGGAUGAACGUUCAUCUGCUGGGUAUUAUCUACUGUCACAAAGCUUGGAGCUGAACCAGAGGCAUCACAUCAUGCAUCUGCUGCCGGAAACUGAUUGUGGGCCCAAGGCAUGGGCAGUGCUCAAGGACCUGCACGCUCCGACAUCGAUUGCCGCUUCUCUCAUGGUGGAUCGGGAGCUGUCCAUGCUGCGGUUGAGCGAGAAUGAACCUGUGCAGCCCGUACUGGACAAGAUGAGGGAACUCUACGCGAAAUUGGCGAUUGCUGGCAUCACGUACCCCGAGCAGACUAAGUGUCUCAAGAUGCUCAGCCUGCCUGCCCGAGUCUUGGCUGCAUUUAUAAGCGGACUCAGCUUGCCACAAAACCAAAGUCAAUGGACAUUGGAGUGGAUUCGCACCAAGAUUCUGGAAGAAGAUUUUCGUCGCUAUACACUGCGCGGAGGUGAUGACAGCACCAGCGGCUAUGCCAUGCAAGGGACAUGGAGGGAUCGAGGGCGUGGCAAUCGCGGUCGCUCUUACUACAACCAAGGUGGUCGCGGGACUUGGAACCAGCAGGGGCGUGGUGGCGCUGGUGCAAGAGGAAGAGGUGGUCACUCCAACAAUGACAACAGUGAACCAGCUUGAGGGGAGAGUGCUGGUAUUGCAAGGAAGAAGGGCAUCCAUGGUUUCGCUGCUCUACCAAGCCCGACUGGUGGACCCCUUGGAACCAAUCGCAAAAGGGGAAUGGAGGAAAGCAACCACAUGGAGGUGCCAACAUGGUAGCUGAUCCUGCUGAAGAAACCUCCAAGGAUGACAGAGGAAUGGGAAAUGAGGAGAGGAAUGCUUGGACCAGUUCUACCAUGUGUGUGACAAAGAUGACAGUGGCACAGCUGUUGCAAGGGCUGGAGAGGAAUUGCACCCGCUUGACAUGUGGGUCAUGGACUCUGGUGCUGCCUGGACAAUGACACCACGCAAAGACUUGCUGGAUGCUGUGCGAGCGCCUCCAAUCUCCGAAGUGCGCUCAGCAUCCGGACAUGCAGUGAAGGUCGCUGGAGUUGGUCGAGCUGCAUUCAGAGCACCUGAUGGUGGACUGGUUGUGCUGAAGGACGUGUUACUCGUACCGGGGCUGAAGGCCAAUCUGAUAUCGCUGCGCAAGCUAGGCCAGGCCGGAGUCAGCACCACCACCAAAUGGAUCCAAAACAUUCAAGGGGCUGCGAGGAGAUCGUGUGCUAUGGGAUUUACACGAAAGCAGAGAUGUCUUGAGAUCCAUGUGGCAGAUCCCUGCGCUGAUAUGGGAAUCAACAAAGAAGGAGGUGGGAGCAGUAAAGGCGGGAUCUGGAGUCCAGGGGGAGUGCAAUGCAGUUAGUGCUGCAGGAGUGAUAGUUUCUGCAAGGUUGGGGGAGACUGAUUGGGAAACCGCACACAGGCGUCUAGGGCAUGUGGCCAUGCCAUUGCUGCAGCAACUGCAUAAGGAAGAAGCAGUAAAGGGGCUGAAGCUUU